GAGGGGCUUUGCCCCCACUUUGUGUGUGUGUAUAUGUGUGGGAUGAAGCUAGUGAGGGAGAAGGAUGCGGAGAUGCCAAACUACUCUGCUCCCCAGAGCCAGCCAGCCCAGAGCUUCAGGAGGCUGUGAGCAAAGGCAACUUGAAGCAUGUCCUCCCAAACCUGGAGCCUGCCACCACCUACUCCAUCCACUUGGCAUGCGUACUCAGCAGAGGGGACCAGCCAGGACUCUGCUCCCAUCCACACCUCCACCAUGGGUAGCACCCCUGCUGCCCUGGGCUUCUCUACCAAAGUGCUCAAUGCUACCUCCAUACAGGCCUCCUGGGAACUGCCAACCCAGCUGGAGCCCAUCCAAGGCUUCAAACUUUUUCACCGGAAGCUGCCAGCUGCCCAUUUUGAGGGGCCCCUACUGUUGGCUAGCAGUGUCAGCUCCUUCCUCUGCACAGACCCAGAGUCCAAGGCUGGCUGCUCUUGCAGCCAGGAUGAGAGCAGCUCAUUGCCUGGGGUUGUAGUGGGCGUCCAUGUGGGCCUGGCUGCCCUCAUCGUUUGCCUCCCUGCAUCUUCCUGAGCUGGCGAUAUAGGUGACUGUGGAACAGCUGCCCUUAGCCUAGAGCCCUCCCAAAGUUGGCUCCCUCCCAGACCCAUCAAAGAAUCUACCUCACCUGUUCCUGUCACCCUGGAACCAGUAAAGAACCAAAGGUGGCUCAGCCC
Messenger RNA from Choloepus didactylus (southern two-toed sloth), 710 nucleotides. Its product is annotated as immunoglobulin superfamily DCC subclass member 3-like. Lineage: Eukaryota; Metazoa; Chordata; Mammalia; Pilosa; Megalonychidae. The transcript is spliced from 4 exons. The record is from RefSeq and is a predicted model, not a curated record. The coding region runs from base 148 to 567 and encodes 139 amino acids.